CUUGCCGCUCUCAGUCGCGGGAUCGAUAUCUCAGGAAUCGGUACCGUCCACCCGUGUCCCGCGUCCGCCGUCGUCGUCGUCCGUCUCGGCCCUCCGUGGCUCCGUGGAAAAUGUCCCUGGGAGCCGGACCAGCAUGAGAAUUCAUUUCCUCCCGUCAUGUGUCGUCUCCUUCUCCGUCGUCCUCAACCUCUGCGUCGCGCCCGUCAGCGAAGAACACGAGCUCAUCCGCCGAACACUUGUUAAUCACUGGGUUGAAAAGUUAGAUGCAGACCUGUGGCAUUUUGCAGAUUUCGUUACCAGAAGGAAAGAAGUUCAAGAGAGCUUCAAGGAUGCCAAAUUGGUACCUCGAGAUGGUCUUCAAAUGGUCCAUCAUAUUGCAAAAGAGAUCAAACAGAUGAUGGACCUCAAAAUAAGUGCUGUCAAGCGAAUAAUGGACACCGUUGAGAACUCUGCUAUGGCUGCCAAUUACGAUGAAAAAGUUCCAAAAGAUUACACUUAUUACAAUGCACGACUGCUGGUCCAGCCGGGCGAACCAAUUGACAUUACCAUGCCUGGAGUCAGGGAACUGAACAUGACUAAAAAUAGCCAUUUUUAUAACAUUCCUGUCAAUACUAGCGUUAGUUCCGUUCAUGUGCCUAUCAACGUUUACGAUAGAGCUCCAGAUGUUAUUCGGGCCAUCAAAUGGUCUGAAACUCUUGACUCAAUUUUCCUAAGCAAUUAUAAACAAGACCCGUCACUGUCAUGGCAAUAUUUUGGAAGUGCCACCGGCUUCAUGCGCCAGUUUCCAGCGAUGCAGUGGAAACAGGAACCAGUAGACUUGUACGACUGUCGGAUGAGGAACUGGUUCAUCGAGGCAGCUGCCAGUCCAAAAGACAUGCUGAUUUUAAUUGAUAACUCAGGGUCAAUGACAGGACAAAGGAAAGAAAUCGCUCGUCAUGCGGUCAACACAAUCUUGGAUACUCUGGGCAAUAAUGAUUACAUCAGUGUCAUGACCUUUACAAAUGACACCGAAGAUGUUGUCCCUUGUUUCAAAGAUUUACUCGUACAGGCUAAUCUUGCGAAUGUUCGGCGAAUCAAAUUAGGUGUCGAGAAAAUGGCGAUGGCAAGCAAUAUUGCCAACUUCACCAUCGCACUCACAAAAGCGUUUGAAUUGCUGGAGAAGUAUCGACGCGAGCGGAAUGGAUCACUUUGUAACCAAGCAAUAAUGCUAGUCACUGAUGGAGUGCCUUAUAAUUAUGAAGACAUAUUCGAGCGGUACAAUUGGUUGGAGAAACAAAAUGGAAAGAUAACCCAUGUUCCUGUACGAGUGUUCACAUAUUUAAUAGGACGUGAAGUGCCUGAUGUACGGCAAGUGAAGUGGAUGGCCUGUGCAAACCAAGGUUAUUACGUUCAUUUAAGCACGAUGGCAGAAGUCCGAGAACAAGUUCUAAAUUACAUUCCUGUCAUGGCACGUCCUUUAGUUUUAAAUAGAACCACUCAUCCUAUCAUUUGGACUCCCAUUUAUGCUGAUAUUACAGAUCCUAAAAUGACGGACUAUCUCUGGGAGUUAAAGGAAAGUGAAGAGCAGAGAGAGAGGUCCAUCAGUUUCAGACAAAACUCUAUGAAGUUUGCGUCACAGGAAGAACAGGAUCGGCGCUUCGUCAUGAAACUUAAAGCAUCGCUUGACCAAACUUACACUGGAGAGUUGCAACAGUACAAAUUAAUAACCUCCGUUGCCAUGCCUGUUUAUGAUAGGAGAGAAAAUGCUAACAUUACUGAGCGCCACCUCGUAAACGAAGCAUUUUGGGUUUACGAAACAAGAGAGACUAGAAUAGCCAACUUACUAGGAGUUGCUGGCAUUGAUGUACCUGAAGGAGAUAUAAAGAAACUGUUGACGCCUCACUUGCUGGGAGUGAAUGCCUAUGGUUUUAUUGUGACCAACAACGGUUACAUCAUUCUGCAUCCUGACCUUAGGCCUGUGUUUCAAGGAAUUUUAAAGCCAAGCUACAACAGCGUUGACAUGGCCGAUGUAGAACUAGUUGAUGAUGGAAAUGCUCCUCGAAAAUUUGAUCUCAAUCUCCUGAAGCUGCGGAGGAACAUUAUCUUUCAAUCCAAUACUAGUAAUUCCGGCUCGCUGCCAGUGAAAUAUCAUUAUGAUAAUAUGAAGAGAGUGUCACGGGGCCACCGGAAAUACUUUUUCUCUGGGAUCUCUGGCACUCCUUUCUCUGUAGUUUUGGCCUUCCUUGAACCGCUGUACUCCCACAGAGUAGAUGCAAUUGAGGAGUUACAUCUGCUUCGGUCCGAAGGGAAAUCUCAUAUCACAAGUUUUUUUAAGGGUAGCAAAUGGAAAAUUCACCCUGAAUGGUACUAUUGCAAGUAUCUAUAUGAUAAGGGCCAACCCUUCGAGACGCCUGAAGCAGAAUUGAUGCAUUUCCUUGAAAAGAGUGAGGAAAGGGGUUGGAAAUGGCCAUCCAGCCGAAAUACAUCACCGCCCGAAUCCCACUCUAAAUCCAGUUCGAGCAAAACCGAUAAAUUGGACAAGGAUUCUUAUUUCUGUGAUCGGCAUCUUUUCUUGUCCUUGUUGUACGAUGCGAAAGCAACCGAAUGGUUUUCAUGGAAUAUGACAAAACCUGCCGACGAACUGAAAAGCCCAAUUGCAAAGCUGAUCAACUUAUUGCCAAGGCAGGAACUCAGGCAAAGGUUCGGCUUGGUAGUUGCAUUUAUGGCAACAAGAAGUGGGCUUACGCGGUGGGUCGAUUUUCAUUCCCUAAGUGCUGAAGAAUAUAUUCGUGAGCAUAAAAUGCCACAUUUUAGUGAAAUUCAUAAACGAGCCAUUGACGAAUUGUGGUAUCGCAGAGCAGUUGAAUAUUACCUCCUGGAUUCCGAAAGCUUUGUCUAUUCUGUUCCGCAUGAUGCAGGGCCUGAGAAUGCAACCCUGGUGACAGCUAGUCAUGCCAUUUUUCACACUAAUCGAGGGCACAAAGCUCCGGCUGCUGUCGUUGGCCUUCAGUUUCAACACUCAACGCUUCAUUCGCUCUUCAUGAACAUUACAUACUCUUGUCCAGAAAUUUCAGGUAUCAAAUGCAAUCCUCAACAAACAUGUGCCUCCAGUGAUAUCCACUGUUACAUUUUAGAUAACAACGGCUUUAUCAUAGUAUCGGAAGAUCGAAACGAUACAGGGCGGUUCUUUGGAGAAGUUAACGGUGCUGUCCUCAAUGAGUUGGUCAAAGACAAAGUUUACCGAAAGAUUGCAAUGUACGAUUACCAAGGUGUUUGUUUUGUGCGGGAGGACGAGGGCGAAGUUAGCUUCUCCAGCAAAUUGUAUACACCUGUGGAACACCUUAUCUUCUUUAUCAAUUGGCUGGUUGGCAACAUCUUCUGGCUUUUCAUGCAGAUUAAUUUGGAAAACAUUUCCCAGUCGAUCGCAUACUCCUUUGGAAGUGAAGAUCCUGAUGCUUAUGCCGAUGAAGACUACGGCUAUGACUCAUUGGGUGGUGGUGAUUCUGCACGACUACCUGAGAAAGCGUAUGCAUCAGUCAUGAUCAAUAGAACACGUCCACAACCCUGCGAUAGACAAGUCUGGCUUUAUGAACUUUUGCAGGAGAAAUUGCGCAAACCGCGACAAACUCCAGCAAGUGAAUGCAGGCCAUUCAUUGCUGUGAACGUCCCAAGAAGUAAUUUAGUGAUGGUGGUGGUGAACAACUUGUGCCGCUUGGAGUACACUGCGCCCAUAGAUGUUAUUCCUAAGGAAGUUCUCUAUGAUGAUGGAAACGAAACCAUGCUCUGUCACAAAGUACGUCACAACACAUUGUCGCGACGGCGUCCUGAUAUUUGUAUCAACCGGCAUCCUGAAGAAAUAAAUAUUGAGCUUUGCGGUAGAGGUCUUCAUAUCUCGCCACAGUGGAUCACCAUUCUAAUCAGCUUACUGGCUACUUUGCGCCCGGUGCUAUGAAUCACUCCUACUGUCGACCAAUUAAUUUUAAUCAUUUCAUUCUCACUCACUGUAAAUUCUAUUGCAUGUAAAUUUCCAGUUCAUUAUGUUUUUAAGUAUCAAAUACUUUACCUCAUUUUUUGCCUACGUUCAUAAUUUUAAUUAUAUUUAUAAAUAUUUAUAAAUAAAUCAUGAGAUUUCUUGUUUUUAA
Messenger RNA from Bemisia tabaci, 4121 nucleotides. It is a transcript of the gene stj, whose product is annotated as voltage-dependent calcium channel subunit straightjacket. Gene Ontology annotation, molecular function: voltage-gated calcium channel activity. NCBI's taxonomy places the organism in Eukaryota, Metazoa, Arthropoda, Insecta, Hemiptera, Aleyrodidae. The record is from RefSeq and is a predicted model, not a curated record. Gene Ontology annotation, cellular component: voltage-gated calcium channel complex.